CGCGAGCCCUAGGUCUUACGUUAGCUCAUCUAUCGACCAUGAUGCGCGAAACUAUCAUUUUCUCCAUCUCUCUUCUCUUCUUGCCGCCACCAUCCCAAUGUCGGUGACCGAGCUCAAAGCCGAGGGCAACGCGCUCUUCAACGCGAAAAACUUCGCCGCCGCCGAGGCCAAAUACGCAGCAGCGAUCCUCGCCUCCGAGCAGGACUCGGACGACAAGACGCGUGCGGUGCUGCACGCGAACCGCGCCGCGUGCCGGCUCUCGCUGAAGCGUCGUGCGUGGAGGUACAUGGACGCGGUGGACGACGCGACGCGCGCGACGCACCUCGAUCCGACGUACGCCAAGGCCUUCGGGCGGCUGGCCUCCGCGAAAGUCGCGAUGGGCGACCACACGGCGAGCCAGACGAGCUGGCUCGGCGCCCUCGACGCGCUCCCGAAAUCAGGCCUCACGCCCUCGGAGACGACACAGAAGCUGCAGUACGAGGCGGGGCUGAAGGCCGCCAUCAAAGCGGCUGCUUUAUCUCAGACGUACGAUGCGCGAGCUCACCUCGUCGCGCAGAACGACGCAGGCAGCUUCCCGUGGACCGUCGCAAGCCAGAUGAUCCCCCGGCUCAGGGCGCAGGCGCGGAUGAACCCGGAUGUGCUGGCGAGCAGUGUGUGUCUGCUCCCUCCGCGCGCUGCGAUCUCACUAUUGACGAUUAUCUGGAGGCCUGGGUCAUCCACUACGCGUAUGAGGCGCGUGGGAUCGGCAGCAGCACGCUCCUUCGUCGGGCUGAUCUUUUCACAGGAGUUCGCGGAAGGUGUCGGCAAGAUGAACUUCAUGCGUCCCUACGAGGCAUCCGAUAACGCUGGAGUCGCAGGCAUGCUGGGUGCACUGGCAGCUAUGUCGAAUGGGAUCAUGCGCGACGAACGGGUCAUGCACAUCAGCGAUCCACAGUUCCUAGUCAAGUUCAACAAGCAAGUCAUCUUUGAGGCGAACGCGGUGAGAGCGUGGACGCACGAAGGCCCGGAACUCGUGAUACAGAAAGCCUUGGAGAGGCAGGAACGCGAUGGCUGGAGAUCCGUCCGGCAUGCCUUGGCGGUGACUGUCCGAGCAUGGAUGAUGCGUGCCCUCAUGGAAGGAGGCUUGCGCGCACAACAUACUGUCUCCGUGGACUUCUACAAGAACUGCCUGCUCGUCAUCCGCACGCUGCGAGACAAGUGGUCGUCCAGCUCGAAGGACGACCGCGGCGUGAUCUUUGAGAAGACGUUCGAGUUUGGGAUCGCGAAGAUGUAUCUGGAGGCCAUCAUGCAGGCGUAUAAUCCGAACACGGCUCCUGAGAUGCUGGACUUGCUGCAGACCGAGGCCGAUCGUCUCAUUCGUGAGAUCGAAGAGUUCAUGGCCUUGCCGAAGCCACAGGAACCGCUGGACCCCGGUUUCAUGAGCUCCUUCUGCUUGUAUCCCAAGGGCCAGGCAUACUCCAUGCGCGGGUUCCUCCAGGUUCAGCUGAUCCGCCUCCACCCCGAGGAUGCGCGGGAAUACCAAGCCAAGGCGGCUCCCGAAUACCUCAAAGCCGCGGCGUGUUUCCCGCCAGACGACGAGAAACACGCGUGGUUCCUCAAGGUGGCGCUGUCGAACCAGGAAUCCUCAGGCAAAUUCACCGUGCGGGAAAUUCUGGACACGAUGCAAAGGAUCGCCGAGAGCGCGCCGAAGGCGAAGGCGAUCUGGGAGCGCUCGGCGUUGGGGAUGGGGGGCGCCUGGGAGGCGCUUGCGGGUGUUGCCAAACAGGAAGCCCAUCUGCGCCAGCUGGUGGCUCAGGGCAAGUUUUCGAUGGACUCGUGCGUCAGCGUUGAGUGAUUCGGUGGUUCAUUUUGUUUUGUACAUAAGUAGAUUCGGAUGCUCUCUUGUCUUGCUAUCUUCAUAGAUGUUCUCAUUGCUGUUGGUCAUAGUUGCGCCAGUUUUGGAGCCUGUCACCUGCAUCAUUUAGUCUUGACUGGGCCGAGGCCAUCCAGCCGAUUACCAGAGCGGCUGGCUCCAGAACGUCUAUUUAG
This is a messenger RNA of Mycena citricolor, 2028 nucleotides long. NCBI's taxonomy places the organism in Eukaryota, Fungi, Basidiomycota, Agaricomycetes, Agaricales, Mycenaceae. The record is from the annotation of a GenBank genome assembly.